Medioppia subpectinata is the source of this 534-nucleotide messenger RNA. NCBI's taxonomy places the organism in Eukaryota, Metazoa, Arthropoda, Arachnida, Sarcoptiformes, Oppiidae. The record is from the annotation of a GenBank genome assembly.
AUGAUUGUGAUGCUAACGAUGCAGAGCUGGGCUGAGGACACCGGAGUUGAGCCAACUCCGACCACCGUUGAGACAAACCCAUAUGUGAACCCAUUAUGUGAACGCAUUAUGACCGAUCUGAACGCAUUAUGUGAAACCGGGUGCUAUCUUGAUCUAAACCAAGGUUGGGGCCAAACUGUUUUGGCCAAUAUGUUAACUGCGAUUUCCCAAGUGCGAGCAAACUUGAGUUUUCGCCGUAUUCUGGCAAAAACACCACUCGGUAAUACUCGCAAUUGUGAUGUCACCAUAAGCUUGGCCGACCAAUAUACUCCCCCGCAAACAUACGUAUGUGAUGUCAAUAUCUACGAUGACGGCACCGGUACCCAUACAUAUAAUAUCGGUCGAGUGACCGGCUGUUAAUAUGGUAACUAAUAAAGUAUUAUUAUACUUGGGUUGUUUAAUGUUACAACGAACUACAUUAAAUAUAUAUUUUUUGUUUAACAUAUUUGUCUAAAUUAUAAUUAAAAUAUAAAUCUUUUUGUAUAAUAUUUUGGG